CUGAAGUGCGCACUGUGUCCGCUGGGCGGCAGUGUAGGACAGUAGAAAGAUGGCGUCUCUCCAAAGAGAAGCAGCUGAUCUCCUCUGCACGGCAGCACUAACGCAGAUCUAAUAAACACGACGCCCACGGAGCUGUCUGCGUUCACACCACCGCAUGCCUGUGUGGGAAUGAUGUAGCAAAAUAAAAAGGACACGGCGUACCUGGUAUUUGUGUGUCCUUAGCCCGAGCGGAGCGGUGCUGUCAGGCUGAAGAAGCGAGUGUCGCAGCAGCCUGUGGCGCUUCCCUACGCUCUGUUUAUCUCUCUACUACGGGCUUCAUGCUUUUCCAUGGCGCUGGACGCGACAACAGCAGGCCAUUCAACCCCUGCACCGUGCUUUGAGGUACUUGGAUCAAACAUGAACACCAGUCCCUGUCAGUGAGACCCCCAGCUCCGCCAUCUCUCUGUCGCCUGGCCGCACGCCCUUUAAUCCACUUCAGGAGCUCAUCCUCCGCCUCGGUUCCAGCGACAACCAUCACGGAGCUGAGCCAGGUGUCUAGUGGUGAAGAUGACGACAGCACGAUAUCGGCCCACCUGGGAGCUGGCCGCAGACCCCCUGGUAUCCUGUAAGCUGUGCCUUGGGGAGUUCCCUUUGGAGCAGAUGACCACCAUUUCCCAGUGCCAAUGUGUCUUCUGUACACUGUGCCUGAAGCAGUACGUGGAACUCCUGAUUAAAGAAGGUCUUGAGACUGCUAUUAGCUGCCCUGACUCUGCCUGCCCCAAACGAGGACACCUGCUGGAAAACGAGAUUGAGUGCAUGGUGGCCACAGAAAUGAUGCAGAGAUACAAGAAGCUUCAGUUUGAAAGAGAGGUGCUCUUGGACCCCUGUCGGACAUGGUGCCCCUCCUCCUCGUGCCAAGCCGUAUGCCAGCUGCAGGAGGCAGACUCUCCUCCUCGGCCCCAGCUCGUGCAGUGUGCUGUCUGCACUCUGGAGUUCUGCUCAGCCUGUAAGGCCAACUGGCACCCAGGACAGGCCUGCCGUGAGAGCCUGCCCAUCGCCACCUUCCUCCCAGGGGAAAACAGCUCUUUAUACAAGAAUGAGGAGGAUGAUGCACCCAUUAAGCGCUGCCCCAAAUGCAAAGUGUACAUAGAGCGCGAUGAAGGCUGUGCACAGAUGAUGUGCAAGAACUGCAAACAUGCAUUCUGCUGGUAUUGCCUGGAGUCCCUCGACGAUGAUUUCCUCCUGAUCCACUACGACAAAGGGCCCUGUAGAAACAAACUGGGCCACUCCCGGGCCUCGGUCAUCUGGCACAGAACACAGGUGGUUGGGAUCUUUGCAGGCUUCGGCCUCCUGCUCCUGGUAGCCUCUCCAUUCCUGCUGCUGGCCACACCUAUCGUGUUGUGCUGUAAAUGCAAGUGCAAUAAAGGGGAUGAUGACCCACUGCCUACCUAACACCGACAGCUCACUCCAGGCACUGCAGUUUCUCCCUCCUUUUGUUUUCCACCUGCUUCAUGUGCUUCUGUUUGGGCUGUACCACAAGGAGCAGGACCUCAGGAGUGAGGUGAAGAUUGUCUGAGCUCAUUUGGAGACUCUGUGUGCUGGGCUUUAGGUGAUUUUGGGAGAUCAGGACAGGACCAUGUCCAGGCCCUGGUGUGUCCCAGUGAUUACAUCAGCAGAUAUUUUAUAUGCAGCAUUUCUGUUCAGAACAUCUACUCUGUGGCUUUUAUUGUAAGCAACAACAGUUCUUCUCCACCACCACAGUUUGAUGUAGCUCCGAGACUGCAUCCGUAGCAUUCGAGUCACCCUAUGGGCAGGUGGGUGUGGGGUCACACAGAACAUGGUCUUACUUUUGUCCUGGUGGUGGUGCUCUUGUUCAUGUUCAUGUACAGCACGUUCCUUGAUGAUGUCAUUAUUUUUAAAUUGGCAGAACAGUGGACAGUGAAAACACUUUUAAAUGGUUAAAACUUCAAUUAUUUUUAUUCUGCUGUGUUGGAGAGUGCUGGUUGUUUCCCUUGGGCAUCUCUGGAUUAUGUGAAUUUUGAGGAACACAGUACUUUUAUUUCACAUGUCAGUGUCAGCUUGUUUUGGAUUUAUGGACAAGAUUUCACUUUACUGUUUUAAAUCUUUUCUAGUGCCAUCUCCGUGUGUUCUUCCUGUCCUUGCCCUGAAAGUGAAAACCAACACACAGAUGGGAAUUUUGUUUUAAUUUGACUGAAAGUUUUUUCAUCCUAUUCAGUCCCCUAAACCAGAACUUUUUGCAAAUGAUGAAGAAAACCAAAACAAAACCACACCUUCAUAAAAACAUAAACCAUUCUGGUUUGGACCUGACAGAACCAGCUUUGAACCAACCAUUCUUUACACUAUUGUCCUUUUAGCUUGCACUGUGUUUGUUUGAAUGCAGUAGAAAUGUGUUAACGAAGUGCAUUACCGUUGGAGCAGCCGAAUAUACAUCCCCAGUUCAUACCUGGCAGGAUUAGCCAAAUAGAAAAAAAAGUAGCCUUAAAAAGAGACUAGCCAAAACCUGGCAAUUUCCAUGUGGGGUCUGAAGUUUCCCAGGGAAGGCCUGUGGAUGCAUGUGCACUCCUUAGCCCUUUAUACUCCUAUGAUUGAAUGAUGUCCUUCAGAUGCCACUGAUGGUGGCUAUACUCUACAGGUGUUUUUAUUUGGGUUUUAUUUAGUGAUAGUUUUCAAAUAAGAUGUCUGCAUUUUCCCCAGUCACAACAUGAGAUACAUAAUUUACUGCACGCCCUAGCUCCAGGUGCAAACUUAUCAUUGCUACUAGUUGGUGUGAGCCACAGUGAGCCGCCAACAAGUUGAAAAGUCAAACUGCUUCUGUUCUCUGGCUAAUUCUGUGAAUACUGAUUUCACAAGAAUAUUUAAAAAAUAAUGCUAUUUUGCCUUGCCUCUAUUUUGGCAAGGUUGGUGAAUUAUCUCAUGAUGCUCUUGGUCAAAUUGUGACUGAUACACAAAGGCAAAGCCAAAUCCUCAGCCCCUCAAGCCACACCUACACAUAUUUCCAUCAUUGGUUCGUCUGACUCCAGGCAGUUAUACAGUGAAGCCUCUGGUUAGGUCAACAUGCCUCCUAGGCCAUAGCUCCAUGAGGCUUGCCGUGUAUGCUUUUAGGUAAUUUCUGAAUAUGUGAGGUGUUUUGUUUAGAGACAAAUUAUCUAACAUGUUUACUGUAUGACACACGGAAGAGGUUGGAACAAUGUACAGGGAUUGGUCGUAAACAUUGCUUAUACUGCCACGUGAUGCAGAAUCUUCUGAUAUGCAACCUUCUCCUACAGCAGGGCCAACCGUGGCACAGCGCUCGGACACUCCCAAGGGCUGCAGCACAACUCCUCUCCUGCACUCUCUGCCCCCCUCUGAGCCUGUCUCACUCUGUCUCUAUGAAAUCUGUUGGUUGUAUACCCGUUUGUAAAAUGGCAGUUUUGUUCAUUAUAAACAUCCAACCUGUUUAAA
This is a messenger RNA of Periophthalmus magnuspinnatus, 3441 nucleotides long. It is a transcript of the gene rnf144aa, whose product is annotated as ring finger protein 144aa. Lineage: Eukaryota; Metazoa; Chordata; Actinopteri; Gobiiformes; Gobiidae. Gene Ontology annotation, molecular function: ubiquitin protein ligase activity; ubiquitin conjugating enzyme binding; zinc ion binding. Bases 547 to 1431 code for a protein of 294 amino acids. The record is from RefSeq and is a predicted model, not a curated record. The transcript has 8 exons. Gene Ontology annotation, cellular component: Golgi apparatus; ubiquitin ligase complex; cytoplasm. Gene Ontology annotation, biological process: positive regulation of proteasomal ubiquitin-dependent protein catabolic process; protein polyubiquitination; ubiquitin-dependent protein catabolic process.